CGGAGCAUGUAGGUGGGCAAAGCUGCGUGGGAUUGCGCGGCUCGACACUUUCGCCAUGUGCAGCCAUGGCGGAUAUGGAGAGUGUAGCCACGAGGUAGAAAAGCAGAGGGGGCUGGUGCGGACGCCAGGUCAACAUUCUUGCAAGCGAUCGGGGCGGGGCGCAGGGCAAUAUAUAUCAUGAUUUCGCACUGAUCCUGCAAGCCCUGCGAUAACGCUUUCCAUCGAAGUGUCUGAGUCGAUACAUAUCGCGAUAUGUCAAGGAAUCAAGGAGAAGCAAGAGUCGACGAUGUCGGAGAGGAGAACAUCUAUCUCUUCUGGCCAAACAUCAUCGGCUACGCUCGCAUCGUGUUAGCGAUAUGUUCACUGAGUUACAUGCCACUGCAUCCCCGUAGAUGCAGUGGUCUCUAUGCGAUUAGCUGCCUGCUCGAUGCGGCGGACGGAUACGCUGCUCGGUAUUUCCGACAGUCGACGCUGUUUGGCGGUGUUCUUGAUAUGAUGACAGAUCGCUGCACGACGACUUGUCUUCUGGUAUUCCUGGCCAUCGCCAAUCCUGCAUGGGCGCCGUUAUUUCAAGGUCUCAUCUGUCUCGACUUCGCCAGUCACUAUGUGCACAUGUAUGCCACGCUGGCGACGGGAGCACGUGGAAGUAGCCACAAAGAUAUCUCGGCGCAGACCAGCUGGAUCUUGAACUUUUACUACAAAAAGCCUGUGCUGUUCACGACCUGUGCACUAAAUGAACUCUUCUUCAUCGGCCUCUAUCUGCUAUGUUUCUCCUCCUCCGAGGUCAGCACGCCAUUUUUCUCGUCGGAAAUUGUAACUUCAACACUACAACACCUCCUCCCUGAGUGGGUCUUCACGAUGCCAGAAUUCCGUUCUGCCGCAAUGAUGGAGGCGGCUCGGAUCAAUAAGCUGAAUGACCAGAUUCCUUGGAUCGUGGUUGGGGUUGGUCUGCCCGGCAUGCUGUUCAAACAAUUCACGAACAUCUUACAGUUGCAAAAUGCAUGUCAGCGAUUGACGCAUGAAGAUAGGCUGCGAAGGAGGCAGGCUCGGCAGGAGAGGGCGAGGUAAUCUCUUCUAGCUGAAAAUUUGAGAGGAUUGCAUCUCUUAAGAAAUGAAGCCGUUCGUAAUGGGCUCUAGUACUUGUAUUGGGCAAGCUGCAUUCUGACGUAUGGUCGCAAUGCAAUAAUGAUAAUAAUGAUAACAAUAACAC
Molecule: messenger RNA, 1210 nt
Organism: Dissoconium aciculare CBS 342.82
Lineage: Eukaryota; Fungi; Ascomycota; Dothideomycetes; Mycosphaerellales; Dissoconiaceae
Product: phosphatidylinositol synthase
Exons: 3
Coding region: 253-1068 (271 amino acids)
Biological process (GO): phosphatidylinositol biosynthetic process
Cellular component (GO): Golgi apparatus; membrane
Molecular function (GO): CDP-diacylglycerol-inositol 3-phosphatidyltransferase activity
Source: RefSeq, a predicted model, not a curated record